UCUCCAAGUAAAAUCAUUCAUUUCAGAAGAGUCACGCAAGUUACAGUGGUAUUCAGCAUCAUGUGGAAGAUAACUAUUGUUUUAUUCGCUCUGGCAUUUUGUGUCUAUGCUGAAGAGGCCGUUGCGGCAGCAGCUGCAGCGGUCGACGGUCCAGCUGAUGCAGAAGUAGCACCGGGGCUCGACGAUACUGGAGCUAAGCCUAAUGAUGAACCUACUGGCACAAGCGAUGCCACAGUCGAAACCUCUAGUACAGUACCGGAGAAUCCUGACGACAACGAAACAGACAACCUCGAAGACGCUAACACGACUGAACCUUCAGAAGUCAGUGAAUCAACCGGAUCUUCAGUAGCCUCUACUGUAGCCUCUUCAGUAGCCACUGAAGAUCCGAGCGCCCCGGCUGAUGCCACGGCUUCCGGAGACUCAGGCAACAAGGAGAAUGGUACUGACAGCAAAAGGGACUCGGAGAACAAGUUCCCAUUUAACCUCCUGAACCUGCCCUCGAUGCCUUCGAUGCCGACCAUGCCUUUGAUGCCAACCAUGCCGCCCAUGCCGUCGGUCGCUGAUAUCAUUGCCAGUAUGCCGACUAUUAAGCCCCUGACCCCCGAGGACAUCGCCAACAUGACGCCGGGCCCCGACGGGCAGGUGUACGGCGCCUCGUCCAGCAUCAGCAAGAACGUGGUCAUGGAGAACGGCAAGGAGGUGGUCCAUGACGUCACCGGGUCCACCACCAUCAACAACAACGGCAAUGUCACUACUACCACCUUCUAAUAAGGUGAUUCAGUAAUAUUCAGUAUACAUUCCGCUCUAUACUUACUUCUUUUCAGCUAAGAUGAUUCCUGUGACGUUUUGAGGUUUACGGUACAGUUAUUAAAGUCUAUCAACUUACUUGCAAUAUGUAAUACAGGUACACAGCAAUGAUCUUAUCCGAAAAGAACUAAAAACGAAAGCAAAAGCGAGCGUUUUUCUGGUACGACUGGAACGGUGGGAACAACUCACUGACCACAUCCUCAUUUGGACCUUAUCUAACGUCAUCUUGCGCUCUCAUCUUCGCUUUCUUCUAGGGCGGAAAAUUUUACUGAAUUCCAUAGCUGGUAGUAACUUUGUUCGAGCGGUGGAAGGGAACGACAAAGCCAAAGAGUUUCCAAAUACAUAUCAAAACAUAUCUUCAAUAGCAAAAAACUGAUGAUACUUACAUACUACAGUGUACAGUUUUGAAUAGUAUUUUGUUUAAGUAUUAUUAUCACAAAUCCACAUGUUUUUGUUUAAAAGUUGCCUACUUUUCAAGAUUUCAGCACAGCGCACCAUGUUUUUUUUCGUAAGACCUAAUUGUUAUUUCUAUGAUAUGCACCACUAUACUGUAAUGCAUUUAACUUAUUCACUAGUAUCUCUAAGCAUAAUUUUGUACAUUAACUGUUUAUAUUUUCAAAAAAAUAAAAUGUUUUAAUAACAACAA
This is a messenger RNA of Plutella xylostella (diamondback moth), 1453 nucleotides long. RefSeq lists its product as uncharacterized. Lineage: Eukaryota; Metazoa; Arthropoda; Insecta; Lepidoptera; Plutellidae. The record is from RefSeq and is a predicted model, not a curated record.